AUGAGUGAGAGUGAAAACGCUUUUCAAUUCGACUUGUCUCCAGGGCAACCUUGGCAUCAACAUCCCCGUUUCCAUAGAUACUGGCAGCAUUAUUACUCUGUUCGUGACUGGUACUAUAAUUAUUGGUUUACGCCAUAUACGCUGCCGGCACUGCAGACGCAACCGUAUUUAUCUUAUCCCUUCAACUUGCCUAACCAUCUUCAUCACAACACAUUUGACGGUUACCAUGACAACUCACAACCAUGGUCUUCUCGUUCUGGGCAACAGGGUUUUCUAAAUCAACCAAGCACUGCACAAGGGUCAUUUUUACAGACUACCUGUGGACCAAAUGAGCAAUCCGAAGAAAGUUCAGAAACAACCACGGAAGAAGAUGUUGAUGAAGGGGAUAAUUUUGAAAUGGAAGUUAGUCACGAGAUGAAGGAAUUUUUUGCAAAAUCAGAAAAACAUAGAAAGGAACGAAAUAAAGAGAAUGCCUUUGUUGCACCAAGAAUAUUAUAUGGAAAAGACGCAGCCGUCAUACAUGGAAUGGAAACAGCACUACAACUACAAUUUGAUAGGAAUUGUGACAAGAAACAGCCCAAAAUUUGGCCCACUAUUCCAUUGAAAUUUUAG
This is a messenger RNA of Saccoglossus kowalevskii, 612 nucleotides long. Its product is annotated as gem-associated protein 8-like. Gene Ontology annotation, biological process: spliceosomal snRNP assembly. Gene Ontology annotation, cellular component: SMN complex. NCBI's taxonomy places the organism in Eukaryota, Metazoa, Hemichordata, Enteropneusta, Harrimaniidae. The record is from RefSeq and is a predicted model, not a curated record.